Messenger RNA from Contarinia nasturtii (swede midge), 363 nucleotides. It is a transcript of the gene osi, whose product is annotated as electron transfer flavoprotein regulatory factor 1. NCBI's taxonomy places the organism in Eukaryota, Metazoa, Arthropoda, Insecta, Diptera, Cecidomyiidae. Gene Ontology annotation, biological process: respiratory electron transport chain. The record is from RefSeq and is a predicted model, not a curated record. Gene Ontology annotation, cellular component: mitochondrion. The transcript has 3 exons. The coding region runs from base 1 to 291 and encodes 96 amino acids.
AUGUCUGUUAAGUACAAGCAGUUGUGUUACCGGAUUCACAUCAUUCAAAUGACUCGUUCACAAGUUGUACAGCUUUAUAAAACACUUCAAUAUUUGGGCCGAGAAUAUCCUGGUGGGCCAGAAAAAUUUCGGAAAAAGUGCCAUGAUAUAUUUCUUCGAAAUAGCACAGAAACCGAUCCAAAUAAAAUUAAAUCAAUGAUCGAACAUGGAAAAUUUAUUGUUAAGGAGUUAGAGGCUUUGUAUUCUUUGCGCAAAUAUCGUGCGAUGAAGAAACGCUAUUACGUUGAAUAGGCAUAAUUUGAUCUAUGUUUCUCGAAAAUAUUCUAUAAAUAAAUUUUACAAAAUAACUGACCAAUACAUUAA